This is a messenger RNA of Heterobasidion irregulare TC 32-1, 1108 nucleotides long. RefSeq lists its product as uncharacterized. Bases 456 to 917 code for a protein of 153 amino acids. The record is from RefSeq and is a predicted model, not a curated record. The transcript has a single exon. Lineage: Eukaryota; Fungi; Basidiomycota; Agaricomycetes; Russulales; Bondarzewiaceae.
AAGAUACUGAGUACCAAAAAUCAAUUAUAGAACUGCGUGUCGCGCGCGAGUCUAUCUACCUACCUAUCUAUCUAUCUAUCUAUCUAUCAAGGGUCUGGGUGAUCAGCGCCUCGAAGGACCCUGGCGGGAUCUACUGAGCCAUCAUCUGCGCAUCGAAAAUAUCGACGACGGGCAGCCGCUCGACCCCCGGAACAGCAUCUCGGGCGCGGCCGUCGAGCAGAGACGGACGAGCGAUGGCGAUGCGGCGCAGCCCGGCGUGCGGCGUGCGGCGUACGCCGUACACUGCGCAUCGAGGGCGAUGAUGCAUGAUGAGGCAUGGUAGCGUCUGGCGGGACGUUCCCGACGGCUGUGGUCUGCGCGACCGUCAUGCACGGCGGACCUUCUGUGCUCCGUGCUCUGUGAUGCAUCGAUAUCGGACCGUUUGUUGAGGAUGGGGACUGGAUGGGCGAUGUGCGAUGGGAUUGGAAUGGAAUGGGGCUUGCAGUCGAUCUCGAUCUCGGGUCUGGAGGGCAUCGGAGUUGGCGCAGGGGCAGGGCGCGAGGGCGCGUCGCGUCGGCCGGCUCCUUCCCCGGGCCUGGAGGCGCGGCUUUGUAGUAGAGCGGUGCCGCGCGCGUGUGGGCACGGAUGACGAGGGCGCACUUAUGGCUGUGCGCGGCGCUCACUCACCCGUGGCGGCGGGGAUGCCUCCGUCCAGCCACAUUCGAAGGUACGCCGAGCCCACGAGACUCCCGGCGCGUAGACAUCUCGACGCAUCCCCGCGCGCAGAGGCUCCGGUCAGACCGACCUCGUUCUCGUUCCCGCGCGACGAUCAGGACCCGGGGCCAUCCCCGCGCACAUAUGCACAACGCGACAUCGCCACGAUCCAAGGCGACGUGUGCAUGUGCAGUACAUGUACUAAGUAUGUACUAUCACUGUAGCGGUCUGCAAGCCGGCAUCUAAGCUCGCGGCGCAGGAUCUGUGGCGCGGUUGCUAGGCGACGGGACGCAGAGGAGGGAAAGAAAACUAAAGAAAGGGGAAAGGCAGGGCGUCAGAUGCGCCGCGCCAGGCGUGGGGAUGAAACACGCCGGGCGGGGACGACGAUGGGGUGGGCUGGGGUGGGAUACAGGUG